Rotaria socialis is the source of this 1017-nucleotide messenger RNA. The record is from the annotation of a GenBank genome assembly. Lineage: Eukaryota; Metazoa; Rotifera; Eurotatoria; Philodinida; Philodinidae.
AUGGAAUCUAUUUAUUUAUUAUUAGUAUCUGUCAGUAUUUUUCAAAUUUCAUUAACAACAAAAACAUGUUACGGUCCAUAUGUUACUGCAUCAAGUCUUGAAGCAUUACAUCAAGAUAUAGAUUUAGUUGAACCAUAUCCAGUCGAUUGCGGUGGAUUAUCAUGUGAAUUUUAUUUAAGUCCAAGUUCCGCUUUAGGUUCACAUGGUCCACUAAGUGCCUAUGGUCCACUAGGCGUAAUGGGUCCGAUUGGAUAUCAUGCAUGGAAUCCUACGGCUUGGAAAUUUCCAUCAAAUGAAAUAAUCGAUUGGACUACAUCGAAUAUGUUAUUUGGACUUUCUAAUAAUCCACUUUCUUCAGCAGGUCCGUUGUCAUCUGAAUCCUAUCAUACAACACUUCCUUCGAUCAAUGAUUUUGGUAAACAUUUACAAGCACUAGGCUUAUGGGGUAUUUUAGGACCUCUGGGACCAUUAGGAGCUUUGGGUCCACUAGGUGCACUUGGACCCACCGGUCCUCAUAAUACAAUGAAUUUAGAAAAUCAUAAUACUGUGCAUGUAAAAUGGUCAACAAACGAAAUUCGUGAUUUUGACUUAGUUGAAGUUCUUGAUGAAUCGCAUGUCGGCGAAGAAUUAGAUUGUUCAUUUAUGAUAUUUGGUAAAAUCAGUGUAAGUGAUGAAACAGAUAAUUACAAUUUUAAUUGUAAACCCAAUCAAUUUAUUACUAUCACACUCGUGCCGGAACACAGCCUUGAUUAUUUUAAUAUGACAUUAUUUUCCAAUACAAAUUCUGCGGAAAAAAUUGCAUCAAGUGAUUCAAUGAAAUAUGUUAAUUUUAUUCAAUUAGGAUUAGUGAAUAAUAAUAAUAAUAAUGGAUCAUUUCGUAUUGACGUGAGUUUACAUGAAAUGCAUCAAUUUAUUUUAGCACAUUCAUAUCGUUUGAUUGUUACUGGUUCACAAGAUAUCAUUGAUUUAAAACAAGAAGAAAAUAAUUUCAAAGGGCCACAUAUUAUUAACUGUUGA